Molecule: messenger RNA, 2948 nt
Organism: Fukomys damarensis (Damara mole-rat)
Lineage: Eukaryota; Metazoa; Chordata; Mammalia; Rodentia; Bathyergidae
Gene: Mme
Product: membrane metalloendopeptidase
Exons: 23
Coding region: 237-2489 (750 amino acids)
Biological process (GO): protein processing; amyloid-beta clearance
Cellular component (GO): plasma membrane
Molecular function (GO): metalloendopeptidase activity
Source: RefSeq, a predicted model, not a curated record
GUUGCAGUGCUGAGAACAAUGGUUUGUCUCCCUCACAGGGUAUGAAUGGUGGUUGUUGCUUGUCAUCACUGGAGCCUGAGGAACGGGAUUUCUUGUUCAACCAGAACUGUUGCCUGCCACAGUUAUGGAUACUCUGUCCUGGAUUUCUGACUUGUUCUUCUGAAAACCAGCCCAAAGGAGUGUUCUAUAUGAAUUUGGGAGAGUUUAUACUGAAGGGCUCCUGACUAUUUUAGGUGAUGGGAAGAUCGGAAAGUCAGAUGGAUAUAACUGAUAUAAACACUCCAAAGCCAAAGAAGAAACAGCAAUGGACUCCUCUGGAGAUCAGCCUCUCCGUCCUCGUCCUGCUCCUUACUGUCAUAGCUGUGACCAUGAUAGCUCUCUAUGCAACGUACGAUGAUGGUAUCUGCAAGUCAUCAGAUUGCAUAAAAUCAGCCGCUCGACUGAUCCAGAACAUGGAUGCAACCAUUGAGCCUUGUGCAGACUUUUUCAAAUAUGCCUGUGGAGGCUGGUUGAAACGCAAUGUCAUUCCUGAAACCAGUUCCCGUUACAGUAACUUUGACAUUUUAAGAGAUGAGCUGGAAGUUAUUUUGAAAGAUGUCCUCGAUGAACCCAAAACCGAAGAUAUCGUAGCAGUGCAAAAAGCAAAAACACUGUACAGGUCCUGUAUAAAUGAAUCUGUCAUUGAUAGUAGACGUGGACAGCCGCUACUCAAACUCUUGCCAGAUGUAUAUGGGUGGCCAGUGGCCACAGAAAACUGGGAACAAACAUACGAUACUUCUUGGACAGCUGAAAAAUCUAUGGCUCAAUUGAGUUCUAAAUAUGGAAAAAAAGUUCUCAUUAAUUUUUUUGUCGGCACUGAUGAUAAGAACUCUACCUACCAUAUAAUUCAUUUUGACCAACCUCGACUUGGCCUCCCUUCCAGAGACUACUAUGAAUGCACUGGAAUAUAUGCACAGGCUUGUAAUGCAUAUGUGGAUUUUAUGAUUUCUGUGGCCAAAUUGAUUCGUCAAGAAGAAGGAUUGCCUAUUGAUGAAAAUCAACUCUCUUUGGAAAUGAAGAAAGUUAUGGAAUUGGAAAAAGAAAUUGCCAAUGCUACAACCAAAUCUGAAGAUCGAAAUGACCCAAUGCUUCUUUACAACAAAAUGACUUUGGCUCAGCUCCAAAAGAAUUUUUCACUGGAGAUAAGUGGAAAGCCAUUCAGUUGGUCCAAUUUCACAAAUGAAAUCAUGUCAACUGUGAAUAUUAAUAUUCCAAACGAGGAAGAGGUGGUUGUGUAUGCUCCAGAAUAUUUAAUCAAACUUAAACCCAUUCUUACCAAAUAUUCUGCCAGAGAUCUUCAAAAUUUAAUGUCCUGGAGGUUCAUAAUGGAUCUUGUAAGCAGCCUCAGCCGAACCUACAAGGAGUCCAGAAAUGCUUUCCGCAAGGCCCUUUAUGGCACAACAUCAGAAACAGCAACUUGGAGACGUUGUGCAAACUAUGUGAAUGGCAAUAUGGAAAACGCUGUGGGAAGGCUGUACGUGGAAGCAGCAUUUGCUGGAGAGAGUAAACAUGUGGUUGAGGAUUUGAUUGCGCAGAUUCGGGAAGUUUUUAUUCAAACUUUAGAUGAGCUCACCUGGAUGGAUGCCGAAACAAAAAAGAAAGCUGAAGAAAAGGCCUUAGCAAUUAAAGAAAGGAUAGGCUAUCCUGAUGACAUUGUUUCAAAUGAUAACAAACUGAAUAAUGAAUACCUUGAGCUGAACUACAAAGAAGAUGAAUACUUUGAGAAUAUAAUUCAAAAUUUGAAAUUCAGCCAAAGUAAGCAACUAAAGAAGCUCCGAGAAAAGGUGGACAAGAAUGAGUGGAUAAGUGGAGCAGCUGUCGUCAAUGCAUUUUAUUCUUCAGGCAGAAAUCAGAUAGUCUUCCCAGCCGGCAUUCUGCAGCCUCCCUUUUUUAGCGCCCAGCAGUCAAACUCAUUGAAUUAUGGGGGCAUCGGCAUGGUCAUAGGACAUGAAAUAACCCACGGCUUCGAUGACAACGGCAGAAAUUUUAACAAGGAUGGAGACCUGGUUGACUGGUGGACUCAACAGUCUGCAAAUAACUUCAAGGACCAAUCCCAGUGCAUGGUGUACCAGUAUGGGAAUUUCACCUGGGACCUAGCAGGUGGACAGCAUCUCAACGGAAUUAAUACAUUGGGAGAAAACAUUGCUGAUAAUGGUGGUCUCGGCCAAGCGUACAGAGCCUAUCAGAAUUAUGUUAAAAAGAAUGGUGCUGAAAAAUUACUCCCUGGACUUGACCUAAAUCACAAACAACUGUUCUUCCUGAACUUUGCCCAGGUGUGGUGUGGGACCUACAGGCCAGAGUACGCAGUCAACUCCAUUAAAACAGAUGUGCACAGCCCGGGCAAUUUCAGGAUUAUUGGUACUUUGCAGAAUUCUGCUGAGUUUUCAGAAGCCUUUCAUUGCCGGAAGAAUUCAUAUAUGAAUCCAGAGAAGAAGUGUCGGGUUUGGUGAUCUUUGCAAGAGGCAGUGCAUCCCUUGGCUCGACUUGCCAACACCACAGAACUGGGGAACUCAAGCUGGGAGAAAGUUGGCCCCAGAUGCCACUGCAGUUACUUGGGCUAAUAAAUGAGAGCAUCGUAAUUCAAGUGAAAUUGGGUUAUUCUGGAAAAAAGUAUGGAAGGAAGAGGGGGGUCUGAGGUCUGUCAAAUCAGUCACUUCUCACAUGUAAAUAAUGAUUAAUUCCUACAGACGUUAUUACAAUUCAUUUCUGUAUCUUUGUGGUCUGUCACUUUGAUGUUUUCCCUAGAAAAUAGUGUUAAUCACUUGCAGGUGACCAGGAUUUCUGUUCAAGGAAUGAAAGAAGAUGUAUUCAUGCAGGUGGACACCAAAAUCACAGUGGUUAUAUGGUCAUUUUAAACAUAUUGCCUAAAUACUUGUUUUUACUUUUAUUUGCAAUAUGUAUACUCCUCC